AUGGCUUCGAGCACAAGCGCAGGGCAAGAUGCUAGUGCUUUCAACCCUCUGAACGCCGAUCUCAGUACAGCGAAUCCUGCUGCAGUCGUUUGUUACCUUGAGGCCUCCCAAAACGAGUACAGUGGCCAACUGGGAGCACGGGUAUCUGCGCUUUUCGUCAUCCUUGCGGUAUCGUCAGCAGUCACGUAA
Messenger RNA from Recurvomyces mirabilis, 189 nucleotides. RefSeq lists its product as uncharacterized. The record is from RefSeq and is a predicted model, not a curated record. The coding region runs from base 1 to 189 and encodes 62 amino acids. NCBI's taxonomy places the organism in Eukaryota, Fungi, Ascomycota, Dothideomycetes, Mycosphaerellales, Teratosphaeriaceae. The transcript has 2 exons.